AAAAACGUCAGUCUGGCGCCGCUUUGUUUACAUCAACAUUCUGCCAAUCCUCGUUUAUGUGUACUCUGUGGUGAUCACCGGUUAAAUUGUGAAUUUUAUUACUGUUACACUCAAGGGGCAUCGGCCACCUUUGUCACAUUCCUUAGAAGAUGGAUAAUCCACUGUUUGGCACCGCCCAUAUGCUUUAUGAAGUUGAUAAAAAAUUGAUGGUUCUGCUGCACGAUGGUCGAACGCUAAUCGGUUACCUGCGAAGUGUGGAUCAGUUUGCCAAUCUGGUGCUACACCGUACCAUUGAGCGGAUACACGUCGGUAAUGAAUACGGCGAUAUUCAACGCGGCGUGGUAAUCAUCCGCGGCGAAAAUGUAGUACUGCUGGGAGAGAUUGAUCGCGAAAAGGAAAGUAACUUACCACUGAGAGAGAUCUCCGUUGAUGACAUUCUGGAUGCACAGCGACGCGAACAGGAGGCCAGACAGGAAAAGCAUCGACUGGUAGCGAAAGCACUGAAGGAGCGGGGGUUGAACAUGAAUUCCGAGAUGGCUCAAGACGAGUUUUAGUGUUGUCCUAUUGUUUAAUGAAAAUGACUGCCGGAAUGGAUGAUACAACAACAUAUGUGAAACCCUUUUUUUAUUUUAAAAAUAUCAUCUCAAGCUAUAA
Molecule: messenger RNA, 654 nt
Organism: Anopheles funestus (African malaria mosquito)
Lineage: Eukaryota; Metazoa; Arthropoda; Insecta; Diptera; Culicidae
Gene: LSm1
Product: U6 snRNA-associated Sm-like protein LSm1
Exons: 3
Coding region: 150-554 (134 amino acids)
Biological process (GO): deadenylation-dependent decapping of nuclear-transcribed mRNA
Cellular component (GO): P-body; Lsm1-7-Pat1 complex
Molecular function (GO): RNA cap binding
Source: RefSeq, a predicted model, not a curated record